CAAUGGGAGAAAACACCAGAAUAUCAGAAUAUCAAUGGCAGGCAAGACCGGAAAACGCACGACAAGUUCCUUGAAAAUGCCUAGAAAGCUGAUUUUCGCCUGUUAGCUGCAAGUAUGCCAUCGGUAGAAACCAUUCGACGGCUAGCAGACCAAGUAAGAGGAGCUGGACCACGCUGUGAACUAUAGUUUGAAAGUUGAACUGGUUCUUCCAGCAACCGCCAGCUUUUGAACGCAGUCGGACGCUCCGCCAUAAAUAAAUACAGAACCUGACAAUCUGCGUGUGUCAUGACAACUGGCGGAGGUGUAUCAACUAUCGGAUUACACGUUCGGUCUAAGCAGGUUGCAACCAAACUAUCACGCUGAUCAUCGUGUCCGAUGUAAAAUAUCAGGACAACCUGAUGCCACAUGAGAGCUUUAGCAGAUGAAAAAAUCAUCACAACCUCAGGAAAUGGUCAAGUAAGCGCCAUAUAUAAACUGGAGAGAAUAUAUUCUCGCGCCGUAGCAGAUUUAUUCCCCUAGUAACCAGUACGGCAAUUGUUCGUCAAUGCCGAGGUUCCUGCAAGUCAGGUUUUCUCCCACCAAUCUGUUGCCCUGAAGCGGGUUCGCCCAGGCUUUACAACGCCGAAAUAAUAGGGAAUUUAAUCGCCUACGAGGAAGUGUUGAUGCGCCAAUGUGGCACAGUCCUCGCCUAGCACUGCUGACAUGGGCAUAAGCCAACCAGGGCGAUAUCAGAAUACGGGGCAAAAGUGAGCACUAGGGCUACAACUUCAAAAACAACGACAAAUGCUUGUCCAGUUCGUCUCGUCAUACUUCCAAGCUAUGAUUUCCCAACACGAUGUUCCAUUCCAUGUGCGAUGUUUUCCCACUUGACUCAAGCCCGGGCACAGAUCGUGAUUCAUCUGACAUCUCGCUCCGCCCACUCGCGGUGAAUAACAGCGAUGGGUCGAAGUCCUACAAUUCGAAGGAGAAGGAAAAGGAGAAGAAAAGUAGAAAGGCGAUGCCGAAAUCGCGGACCGGAUGCAAGACUUGCAAACAGCGGCACCUCAAAUGCGAUGAAGGACGGCCCGCCUGUCAGCGGUGCCUUAAAGCCAGUUUCAUCUGCGAUGGCUACGAUUCUAAGAAAGCCGUAGUAGUAGAUCGUAGAUCCGCGAACAGAGAAUUGCUUCCCAAGGUGGCUGGAUCGUACGGUCCACGAGCUCCAGAGGGCAAGAUCUUGCUCCCUGCACAGCAUGGGCUGCCAAGUCAUGCGCUGGGUACUCAACCGCAAGAUAUGGAGUAUUUUCAGUACUUCCAAGAGCAGACUAUCCUUGAACUCUGCGGUGGAUUCGAUGAACCUCUUUGGAAUCGCUUUAUUCUCCAAGCAUGUCAAGAGGCUCCUUUCGUACGGCAUAUUGCGCUUUCUUUGGCCGCAAAGGGCAGGGCAGAGAAAGCGAAGCAAGCAAUUCCGUUGAGAGAUCGGAGCAGUGCACAUGAAAGCUAUGCGCUGCGAAAAUAUUCAACAUCGCUUCCCCAGAUCCGACAAUAUCUCGCUGGGACAAGUAAUCCGGAUCCUAGGAUGUUCCUCGUGGCGGGGCUUCUAAUCUUUCUGUUUGAGUUCCAGCAAGGAAAUAAAGAUAUGGCUACGAAGCAGCUGAAGACCACCUUGGCCUUGUUCAAGAACAUGCGAUCAAUCAAGACAGAAGGAUAUACGCACGUUCACCACCUAGACUUCCCCGAUAAUCUUGAAGAAGCUGUUGUCGAGAUGGUCGUGCGGCUGGAAUCUCACAUCUCCAACGGUCACGGUGAGCAGAGUGAGAAGAGCCUUGGUGUUAUACAUGUGUACAACGCCUCGCCUGUUUGGUUCCCCACGGAAUUUACCAGCGUUUUCCAGGCUCAGCGCUUUCACAAUCAUAUCCAAUACUGGGGCAGUCCCAAUUUUGCUGGGGACGCGUCGAAGUACGUCUUUGCGUAUUUAAAACGAGCUUCAGGGGUGCAUUGUGAGAUUCCUGAGCCGAGGGUUGUGCCGGUUGAGGAAUACAAUCGUCGUUUGAGGGAAAUGAAACAAUGGGGAAGGAGCUUUCAGCCUCUCUUUGCGAAGUUAAAGGCCACGGAGAGUAAACAAUAUGCCUGUGGAUUGGUCCUGUACAUUCAAUGGCUUGCGUUUAUGAUGGUUAUAUGUAAGAGAUUGGGCUGGGUUCUUGGAGAAUGCUCGGCUGAUGGAUCUCCUGCCAUUGAACCGACCGAUGAGAGCGUUGACGAUCUUUGUCGGAGAGGGGUACGAUCUGGGGAAGAGCUUUGUGCGAAUAAGUACUUCCUGAGGUGCUUUGUCUUCGAUGUCGGAGUACUGCCGACGUACCUUUUAUUCAUGCUUGGCACGGAAGAUAUGGAUGUCAGGUAUCGGAUCACCCAAGUUUUAAGAGGGAUGAUACCCAGGAGGGAGAGUGUGUGGGAUAGUGCUGCUGUGGCCGGAAUAGCUGAUUUCCUUUUUAGUUGUGGACCAUCUUUAAAAAUACCCUGA
This is a messenger RNA of Cadophora gregata, 2497 nucleotides long. RefSeq lists its product as uncharacterized. The coding region runs from base 836 to 2497 and encodes 553 amino acids. Lineage: Eukaryota; Fungi; Ascomycota; Leotiomycetes; Helotiales; Ploettnerulaceae. Gene Ontology annotation, molecular function: zinc ion binding; DNA-binding transcription factor activity, RNA polymerase II-specific. The transcript has 2 exons. The record is from RefSeq and is a predicted model, not a curated record. Gene Ontology annotation, biological process: regulation of DNA-templated transcription.